UUUUCGAUUUUAAUAUUUGCUGGAGAUGCAAAACCUUCAAUCCACGGAAGAAUAAUAGGAGGGGAAAGUACCACAAUUGAAGAAUUCCCAUAUCAAGUAGCAGUAGAAGUAGAUAGAGAGCUCUUUUGCGGUGGAUCUAUUCUUAAUUCCACAGUCAUUUUAACUGCUGCACAUUGUGUAGAAUAUAAUCUCAACAAAUCGAUAAGAAUUCGAGCUGGAACAACCAAAAGAGGAAAAGGAGGUGUACUCCGAGACGUCGAAGCGAUAUUUAUUCAUGAAUUAUAUAGUCAUGAAACAUUAGAUUAUGAUGUGUCUUUGAUUGUGCUUAAAGAACCAUUAGAAUUUUCAUCAGCAAUUUCACCUGUUACACUUCCUAACGAAGAUGAAUAUUUGGAUGCGCCAGAAACAGGCGUUGUCACUGGUUGGGGAGUUAUCGAUGGGCCUUUGUUUCCAAAACAAUUGCAAAAAGUGUAUUUAGAUAUUUUUACACAAAAAAGAUGUAAUGAGUCUUAUUCAGAGAACGUUAUUACGUUGGUCACUCCAAGAAUGAUCUGUGCCGGUGUAAAUGGGGAAGGUGACAGAGGCGUUUGUGGAGGCGAUUCUGGAGGUCCAUUAGUCUCUAAAAAUAAAUUACAUGGUAUUGUAUCAUGGGGUAAUGAAUGCGGUGGAAAUACUUAUCCUGCUGUUUUCACGCGCGUAACAGCAAUACGCCAAUGGAUUAAAGAAAAAGUAAAUUUAUAAAAAAUCUAUUUCUACCUUUUUAUUAAAUACUUAUUGAUGUCUAAGUAAAUUCUAAAUGAUCAAUUUUAUGGGCUUGCCCAAGUUUGCAUUUCGAUUUUUAAAACCAUUAAAAAGUUUUAUUUCUACCUAA
Messenger RNA from Chrysoperla carnea, 871 nucleotides. RefSeq names its product trypsin-4-like. NCBI's taxonomy places the organism in Eukaryota, Metazoa, Arthropoda, Insecta, Neuroptera, Chrysopidae. Gene Ontology annotation, biological process: proteolysis. Gene Ontology annotation, molecular function: serine-type endopeptidase activity. The annotation marks the transcript as partial. The transcript is spliced from 3 exons. The record is from RefSeq and is a predicted model, not a curated record.